This is a messenger RNA of Arabidopsis lyrata subsp. lyrata, 669 nucleotides long. RefSeq names its product 60S ribosomal protein L22-3. NCBI's taxonomy places the organism in Eukaryota, Viridiplantae, Streptophyta, Magnoliopsida, Brassicales, Brassicaceae. The record is from RefSeq and is a predicted model, not a curated record. Gene Ontology annotation, molecular function: RNA binding; structural constituent of ribosome. Gene Ontology annotation, biological process: cytoplasmic translation. Bases 119 to 493 code for a protein of 124 amino acids. Gene Ontology annotation, cellular component: ribosome. The transcript has 3 exons.
ACGAGCACCUUAAAAGCCAAAAAACCCUAAUUGCAUUUUUCUUCUUCUCUUUCAAAGAUCAAUAGACGCCGCUCUUCGCUUCACACAGUUCCCAUCUUCUUCAACUUCAGAGGUGAAAAUGAGUCGUGGUAAUGCAGCAGCGACUAAGGGAAAGAAGAAGGGAGUUUCCUUCACUAUCGAUUGUUCGAAGCCUGUGGAUGAUAAGAUUAUGGAGAUUGCUUCUUUAGAGAAGUUUCUUCAGGAGAGGAUUAAGGUUGGUGGUAAAGCUGGUGCUCUUGGUGAUUCUGUUUCUAUCACUCGUGAGAAGAGCAAGAUUACUGUCACUUCUGAUGGUCAAUUCUCCAAGAGAUAUCUCAAGUACUUGACAAAGAAGUACUUGAAGAAGCAUAACGUGAGGGAUUGGCUCAGAGUGAUUGCGGCAAACAAGGACCGUAACCUCUAUGAGUUGAGGUACUUCAACAUUGCCGAGAACGAAGCAGAGGAAGAAGAUUAAAAAACGGUUUUGGGCUAGUGCUAUAUCCUCUGUUCCUCUCUUUCUGUUGGUUUGGUUUUGAUUCUUCAAUUAUCUUCUGUUUUGUGUUAGAUAUUAUUUAGUUUGAUUGAAGUAAUACUCGUUUCCUUUUGUUGUUGCGAAACUUGAGAUUUUCUAUGGAGUCUAUUUCUUCUAAA